Sphenostylis stenocarpa is the source of this 216-nucleotide messenger RNA. NCBI's taxonomy places the organism in Eukaryota, Viridiplantae, Streptophyta, Magnoliopsida, Fabales, Fabaceae. The record is from the annotation of a GenBank genome assembly.
AUGGUGGGUGUAAGCGCCAAAGCUGGUACCUUACUGGUUUACAGCUGUGCCUCAUCAAUGCCUCAAUCUACGCGUGUUCCUCCUCUAUUAUCGUGCGCCCCCACCUCGUUUUGCUUCGAGGGGAUCCUACGGUGGGGAACUUACUUAGACACAAAACAAAUGAUCCACACCUGCUACGGGCCAACAACAGGUGAUGAGUUGGAAAACGACAGGUGA